Molecule: messenger RNA, 1611 nt
Organism: Cordyceps fumosorosea ARSEF 2679
Lineage: Eukaryota; Fungi; Ascomycota; Sordariomycetes; Hypocreales; Cordycipitaceae
Exons: 8
Coding region: 1-1611 (536 amino acids)
Source: RefSeq, a predicted model, not a curated record
AUGAAUGAGGGAACCUGCUCCGUGUGUGCAGAGCCUGCGCUCGCCAGUCUCAUGGCUCGGCAGGACGGCGAGGACGACGAAGCGAUUCUCGCCACAGAGGGACUGGCCGAAUGUGAGGAGCUGUACCAGAUGGACAAUGCGAUCGAUCCCGAGGCACGAGCAGAGUUGGAAAGUGGCAGCAAUGCACCCUCACUAAACUGCCGUUGGAUUGUUUCCGAAUUGCUGGACCUGGCUGUGGAUAAACUUAUCAAACCGCAUCUGCCCCCCAAGGGCAUUCAAGGCCGAGCCGAAAACGAUUGUGAUCGUGCCCGUACCCUCCUCGCCCAAAUGCCAAAGUCGCCAAAGGGAGACACCCCAACUCAGAUCGACAGGCCGCCGACAGCCAAGACCGCGACCGAGAUGACGGUUGUUGACAUCUGCAAGAAUAGUCCGUUGAACCCACCCUGCACAACGGUUGAUGCCCCUUACGGCGAGUGUGUCACCGUGCCCGCGGAUUACCAAAAUCAAAUCUCCGGCGUUAAGCCGCAUAAAAGCUCGGCCGUCUGCAGAUUCUACAGCAAGGCGACCUGUAAAGGCCAAUAUUUUGAAGUGAAUAAGGGUACCAGCCUGUGGAGCGAAAAGCCUGCGGACACCAAGGGCACCGAUCUCCAACAGCCACCCUCAGCUUUCAACGAUAAGGUUGCCUCGGUCAAGUGCAGCCCGGAGGAACCUGCGCCGCCGCCGUCCAACUUGCGCUGGAUAUGGUCAUCUAAGACCCAGCCGGAACUCUGCGCGCGUCUAGAUCAGCUGUCUUUCGUUUUUGAGAUUGGUGACGCGACUCGCGCCGGAACAUACGACAGAGUCAAGAUGGACUUUGGCGGCGCAGGCGUGGCCCCCCACGUCAUCGCCGACAAGCCUGCGACCAGCGACAAGAUUUCCUCCACCAUUGACAUGAUGAAGACGUUUGGAAAGAAGACGGUCGCGUUAGACAGCAUUCAGACAAUCCGGAUCCUGGAUCAAGAACUCAACUUCCAGUCUGGAGACGGGUGGGAUCUCAAGGGCUUCAAGCUCCAGGGACGAUGCGUAGGCUCAGGCCUCACAGUCUACCUCGACAAGUUCUAUCCCGUGGAUAAGACUCUCCAGGUUGACACUAAUGGGGACAAUAGUGACCCGUACAGCAAGGACUGGGAGGUCUGGUCCGGCGACGUCAAGGUCGACGACUGGGUCACUCGCCCCCUGUGCAGCCACUUUAAGGAGAUGCGCGUCUACCUGCACCUGCAGAACUGGAACUAUGCGGGCACUAACAACGCUCUCUACGCCAAUGUUGGCCAAGGCAAAUUCCUCAUCGCCGACAAGCCCUCGCUCAACCAAGAAUUCAACGCGCCCGUUGACCUCCAAAAGGCGUACAAGGGCAAGGAUGUGGCCGUGACCAAGGUUGGCAACGUUGCCAUUUCAAGUGAGGGCGGCAAUGACGCGGCGGCACCCGAAGAGGUAACUGUGUUUGGCGAAUGCGCAGGCGCGGAAGGCUCUAAGGAAACGACACUGUCUGUGAAGCAGACGUUUUCAGAGUGGCUCUAUGACGGCAAGAACUUUACCGUUGACAUUACUCCUGACAAGUGGGUCAAGGCAUAG